GGAUCCGCCUCCCCAGCCCUCGGUGCUGCAGGGUGAAGUCCCGCGCCGGGGCGGAGCAGGCCAGCACCAGUUCCUGAUUCUACCAGCGGUGCUGGGGACUGGUGGCGCCACUGGCACGGGCCCUCGGGCAGCGCAGGAUGGGCCCGAGCGGCGCGGCGGCGAGCCUGCACCAAGGCCCUGGCCUGCCGCUGCCGCCGCUGCUCUGGCUGAUGCUCUUGCUGCCACAGCCGGGCCGGGGCGCGGAGGCCGGCCGGCCACCCCAUCUGGUCUUCGUGCUGGCGGACGACCUGGGCUGGAACGACGUGGGUUUCCACGGCUCCUACAUUCGCACGCCGCACCUGGACGCGCUGGCCGCCGGCGGGGUGCUCCUAGACAACUACUACACGCAGCCGCUGUGCACGCCGUCGCGGAGCCAGCUGCUCACUGGCCGCUACCAGAUACACACAGGUUUACAGCACCAAAUAAUCUGGCCUUGUCAGCCCAGCUGUGUUCCACUGGAUGAAAAACUCCUGCCCCAGCUUCUAAAAGAAGCAGGCUAUACCACCCAUAUGGUCGGAAAAUGGCACCUGGGAAUGUACCGGAAAGAAUGCCUUCCAACCCGCCGAGGAUUUGACACUUACUUUGGAUAUCUCCUAGGCAGUGAAGAUUACUACUCUCAUGAGCGUUGUACCUUAAUUGAGGCUUUGAAUGUCACACGAUGUGCUCUUGAUUUUCGAGAUGGUGAAGAAGUUGCAACAGGAUAUAAAAAUAUGUAUUCAACCAAUGUAUUUACCCAGAGGGCUACAGCUCUUAUAAAUAACCAUCCUCCAGAGAAGCCUCUGUUUCUCUACCUUGCUCUCCAGUCUGUCCAUGAGCCCCUUCAGGUGCCUGAAGAAUACCUGAAGCCAUAUGACUUUAUCCAGAAUAAGAACAGGCAUCACUAUGCAGGAAUGGUGUCCCUUAUGGAUGAAGCAGUAGGAAAUGUCACUGCAGCCUUAAAAAACCACGGACUCUGGAACAACACAGUGUUCAUCUUUUCCACGGACAACGGAGGGCAGACCCUGGCAGGGGGCAAUAACUGGCCCCUUCGAGGAAGAAAAUGGAGUCUGUGGGAAGGAGGCGUUCGAGGGGUGAGUUUCGUGGCCAGUCCCUUGCUGAAACAGAAGGGCGUGAAGAACCGGGAGCUCAUCCACAUCUCCGACUGGCUGCCGACCCUCGUUAAUCUGGCUGGAGGACACACCAAUGGCACGAAGCCUCUGGACGGCUUUGAUGUGUGGAAAACCAUCAGUGAAGGACGCCCGUCCCCCAGAGUGGAGCUGCUGCAUAACAUCGACCCGAAGUUUGUAGACUUUUCUCCAUGUCCUGGAAGCAGCAUGGCUCCGGCAAAGGAUGAUUCUUCUCUUCCCGAGUAUUCAGCCUUUAACACAUCUGUCCAUGCUGCCAUUAGACUGGGAAAUUGGAAACUGCUCACAGGCUUCCCAGGCUGUGGUGCGUGGAUCCCACCACCAACUCAACACAACGUUUCUGAAAUACCCUCAUCGGACCCACCAAGCAAGACCCUCUGGCUCUUUGAUAUUGAUCGGGACCCGGAAGAAAGACAUGACCUGUCCAAAGAACAUCCCCACGUGGUCAAGAAUCUCCUUUCCCGCCUUCAUUUCUACCAGAAGCACUCAGUGCCUGUACAUUUCCCAGCGGAAGACCCCCGCUGUGAUCCCAAGGGCACUGGCGCAUGGGGCCCCUGGAUGUAGGAUGUCGGGAGGUUGGAAUGCAUUUCUCUUGCAACCUGGACCUCAGUUCUUGAAUCAUGCAGCCUCUUGUCCCACUUGUCCUCCCACUCCAGGUUCACCUGGCCCUUCUAGUGCUCUAAACCACACCACGGAGUCCAGUAUCAACCCUAGUGCAUUUAAGAAGCUGAUAAAAUCUGGAAUGCUCCUGCCAUGGGCUGGAGCUUGUGUCUGCAAGCAGGGGUGGCUGGGUUCAUCUGCUCUUGCUAAGCUCCGGGACAGCUGGGAACUUGACAUGGGAAGUUCUCAUUGAAUCCUAGAAGCUGGAGCAGCUGGCUCUUGUUGCCUAGCAAGUCAGACAGUAGAUUUCCCUCUGCCAAUAACCAGUUUUAUUGGAGUGACUCACAUUUCUUAUAACGAAUGAAGGGAGCAGACAAAUUGUUAAUGGUUCUUUUGGCCGGGAGUUCUGUCUGUCUGUGAGAGAUCUUGCUCAGGCCUUCCAUGAGAAUGACCCCCGUCGGCUCACCCCUCAAUUACUCAUCUUAUCACCAGCAUAAGGCCCACUUCACUAAGGUCAACACAGCAAAAUACCAACACCUUGGUUUUGGUUUUUACAAUAAAGAAAUUUUUUUAAUACUAUAUUUUUCCCCAGCCAUUGCUCAUUCUGUCUAGACUUCCUGUCACCUCCAACUGUGACUCUUUACCUGCCAUUCCUUUUGACUUCAGUGUCCUGUGGGAAGGCCACUUUACCACUCCACUCUGAGCACUCCUGAGUUUUGGAGCAAUGCUGAGCCUUGCCUUCCCUUUUUCCUAUAAUACUAAAGCCAGAGCCCUGCUCAGAGAAGGUGGCCAGGUUGCUCUGUGGUCAUGCCCAAGGGGGACCCAGGAGAGGGCCAGGUGGAAGAUGCAUGGGUCCAUGGCAUCUGUCUGCCAAGGUUUCUCCUUGAGUUGCAUGGAGGUCAUCAUCAAUAUUGUGGUUUUAACUCCUGAUAUAUAACAAGUUGCACUGCUAUUCCUGAGGAGAGACUUGUAAUACUAUCUUACUCUAUAAUAUAUCGAAGUAAGACUAUUGGAAGGAUAUGGUGCUAGAACUAAUGACAUUUAUUUUCUUUACCCAACACCUGGGUUGGCAAACACCUGGCCAAAAUGUCCCUAGUCACCCCAAAGCCUGUGGCAGAUAGCAUGAACUAACUGAGCCUGAAUGUUACUCCUGCAUCCUUCCAGUCCCAGGGUUGCAGGUAGCCAUUAGUAUUCUAAGAUUGGAGGUCACCACUAUUUGACACUUGUUUGUUCUCCCUAUUGUACCCUCAAAAGCUAUCCCCAGUUUUAGUUCCUUGUUUGCUGUGUAUACUGAGGAUGUUCUAUAGUCAAAGAAUUUAAAGAAUUUUAAGGAGUACUUUUAAAAAUCUAUCAUUUGAGAUUUUAUUUUAUCCAGGAUAUAACAAAGUCUCAUUAGAUUUUCUGAUUCUAUACAAGGAGAUGAAAAGGUUCAUGUCAUUAUUAGUGUAUUAAUGUUACUUCUUUCCAAAUUUGCUUACCUUUAAAGAAGAUUUUGUUCAUUUGUGAGCUUGUUUUUCUUUGUUACUACAUGAGUCUUCCAGAUUUGAGGGACAAAAUAAAAAUAAUCAUUUUAAAUUAAAUGAUUUAAAAUAAGUCAGCUGUGGAUAUGGGGCUCCUAUUGGGAUGAUGAAAAAGUUCUGCAUUGGGGUAGCAAUGACAGCAGCACAACAUCAUGAACCCCCUCAAUGCCACUGAAUUGUAUACUUCAACAUGGUGAAAAAGGCAAAUUUGAUGUUAUGAAGACCUUAUCACGAUUUUUUAAACUUGCCAAUUUUAUAGUUCAUGAAUUAUACCUCAAUAAAUCUGUUACAUAAAUAAAUAAAUACAUGAAAAUUA
Marmota monax (woodchuck) is the source of this 3599-nucleotide messenger RNA. RefSeq names its product arylsulfatase B (gene Arsb). The record is from RefSeq and is a predicted model, not a curated record. NCBI's taxonomy places the organism in Eukaryota, Metazoa, Chordata, Mammalia, Rodentia, Sciuridae. The transcript is spliced from 8 exons. Bases 138 to 1727 code for a protein of 529 amino acids.